Messenger RNA from Myotis daubentonii (Daubenton's bat), 7807 nucleotides. RefSeq names its product TSC complex subunit 1 (gene TSC1). NCBI's taxonomy places the organism in Eukaryota, Metazoa, Chordata, Mammalia, Chiroptera, Vespertilionidae. The record is from RefSeq and is a predicted model, not a curated record. Gene Ontology annotation, biological process: negative regulation of cell population proliferation; regulation of cell cycle; negative regulation of TOR signaling. Gene Ontology annotation, cellular component: TSC1-TSC2 complex.
UCAGGAAUGAGCAGCACGGCCUCCUCCGUCCAGCGCGGCUGCCGACCGCCAUCACCGGCCGCUGGGUUCCAGGGAGAGGCGAGGCCCCGCCGGGGACUCUUUUUCGUGGCGGAAGCUGUUGCCGGCCGUGGCCUCUUCACGACGGGGGAGGUGCUGUACGUCCAAGAUGGCGGCGCCCUGUAGGCUGGAGGGACUGUGAGGGACCAUGAGAGACGCCAGGCUGACAGCACUGGAAACCGAAUUACCAAUUGUCCUCAGAACAGUCUGGUAGUGGCACCAAUGAAGAGCCUCCAGCAUCUGUAACGAACGUCCUGGACCCGGCACAGCACGUCUGUGAGAAAAUGGCCCAACAAGCCAACCUCGGGGAGCUGCUCUCCAUGCUGGACUCCCCCGUGCUGAGCGUGCGCGAUGACGUCACGGCCAUCUUUAAAGAGAACCUCAGUGCUGACCGGGGGCCGAUGCUUGUGAACACCUUGGUGGACUAUUACCUGGAAACCAGUUCUCAGCAAGUAUUGCACAUCCUGACUACCUUGCAAGAGCCACACGAUAAGCAUCUCUUGGACAAAAUGAAUGAAUAUGUGGGCAAAGCCACCUCUCGGUUAUCCACGCUCUCGUUACUGGGGCACGCCAUCCGGCUGCAGCCGCCCUGGAAGCAUAAGCUCUCUCAAGCACCUCUCUUGCCUUCUCUGCUAAAAUGUCUCAAGGUGGACACUGAUGUCAUCGUCCUCACGACCGGCGUCCUGGUGUUGAUAACCAUGCUGCCCAUGAUCCCCCAGGCAGGCAAGCAGCACCUCCACGACUUCUUUGACAUCUUUGGCCGCCUUUCGUCGUGGUGCCUAAAGAAACCAGGCCACGUGGCGGAAAUCUACCUGGUCCAUCUCCACGCCAGCGUCUAUGCCCUCUUCCAUCGCCUCUACGGGAUGUACCCUUGCAACUUCGUCUCCUUCCUCCGCUCCCACUACAGCAUGAAGGAGAACAUGGAGACCUUUGAGGAAGUGGUCAAGCCAAUGAUGGAGCAUGUGCGGAUUCACCCGGAACUGGUGACCGGAUCCAAGGACCAUGAACUGGACCCCCGGAGGUGGAAGAAGUUAGAAACCCAUGAUGUUGUAAUCGAGUGUGCCAAAAUCUCUCUGGACCCUACAGAAGCCUCGUAUGAAGAUGGCUAUUCUGUGUCCCACCAAAACUCAGCCCGCCUUCCCCCUCGUUCAGCUGACGUCACCGCAAGCCCUUAUGUGGACACACAGAAUAGCUUUGGGAGCGUGACUUCCACCCCUCACUCCGUGUCCCGGCCGAUGUCCAGCACGCCAGGGCAGCUACCUCCGCCUCUGAGUUCCCCUGCGCCGCGGCUGUCAGCUGAGGCCCCGCAAGCUACUCUCUGGAGCCCAUCUCUCAUGUGCGGCAUGGCCACGCCGCCCACCUCUCCUGGAAACGUGCCGCCUGACUGCCCCCAGCCCUACAGUAAAGCCUUCGGCGCCCCCGGUGGAAAAGGAACUCCCUCGGGAACCCCGGCGACCUCUCCUCCGCCCGCCCCGCUCUGCCACUCGGAUGACUGCGUGCACGUCCCACUCCCCCCGCCCACCGCCGCACCCCCCCGGAAGGAGGAGAGAACAGAUCCGGCCCGGCCCUGCCUGCACAGACAGCACCAUCUUCCCAACGACCGCGGUCUAGAAGAACUUCCUGGCGGCAAAGGUGCUGUCACUCUCAGUGACCUUCCAGGGUUCCUGGGCGGCCUGGCCUCCGAAGAAGACAGCGUUGAGAAGGACAACGAAGAAGCGGCAAUUUAUAAGGAACUUUCUGAGAUCACGACGGCCGACACCGAGCCCCUGGUUCCUCGAGGAGGCUUUGACUCUCCCUUCUACCAGGACAGUCUCCUGGGCUGUCCGAGGAAGACCCCGUCAGCCACCACCAGCGCUCAGGGCGCCAGUGUGCACCCCGAGCCUCUCAACGCGUCCCUGGACAAGCUUGGGCCUGACACACCGAAGCAAGCCUUCACCCCCAUUGAGCUGCCCGGCGGGGGCCGCGACCAGAGCCCUGCCGGGAGAGGGGAGCACCAGACGCCUCUGGAGACCAGGAUCCUCACGCCCAGCCCCUUCAGAGUUCCGUCUCAGCGGGGCGCGGGCUUUGGGAGCGGGCAGCCUCCUCCCUACGAUCAUCUUUUUGAGGUGGCACUGCCCAAGACUGCCCAUCAUUUCGUCAGCAAGAAGACCAAGGAGCUCGCGAAGAAAAUGCCAGGGAACGCAGAGGAAGCCUGUGCGCCCUCUGCCUCCCCGCUGGAGGUGCUGGACAGGCUGAUCCAGCAGGGCGCCGACGCGCAUGGCAAGGAGCUGAGCAGGUUGUCUUUACCCAGCAAGUCUGUCGACUGGACCCACUUUGGAGGCUCUCCUCCCUCAGAUGAGAUCCGCACCCUCCGUAACCAGCUGCUUUUACUGCACAACCAGUUGCUCUACGAGCGCUUUAAGAGGCAGCAGCACGCCGUCCGGAACAGGCGGCUCCUCCGCAGGGUGAUCAGGGCGGCCGCUCUGGAGGAGCACAACGCGGCCAUGAAAGACCAGCUGAAGUUACAAGAGAAAGACAUCCAGAUAUGGAAGGUCAGUCUGCAGAAGGAGCAGGCCAGGUACAGCCAGCUCCAGGAGCAGCGGGACACGGUGGUCGCCCAGCUGCACAGCCAGAUCAGGCAGCUGCAGCACGACCGGGAGGAGUUCUACAACCAGAGCCAGGAGCUGCAGACGAAGCUGGAGGACUGCAGGAACAUGGUGGCAGAGCUGCGCCUGGAGCUGAAGAAGGCCAACAGCAAGGUGUGCCACACGGAGCUGCUGCUCAGCCAGGUGUCUCAGAAGCUCUCCAACAGCGAGUCGGUCCAGCAGCAGAUGGAGUUCCUCAACAGGCAGCUGCUGGUGCUCGGGGAGGUCAACGAGCUGUACUUGGAGCAGCUACAGAACAAGCACUCGGACACCACCAAGGAAGUGGAGGUGAUGAAGGCUGCGUAUCGGAAGGAGCUGGAGAAGCACAGGAACCACGCGCUCCAGCAGAGCCAGCGGCUCGACACCUCCCAGAGGCGGGUUUUGGAUCUGGAAGCUCAGUUGGCCAAGAAAGACCACCUUCUCGUGGAGCAGAAGAAGUACUUGGAGGACGUCAAGCUCCAGGCCAGAGGCCAGCUGCAGGCGGCGGAGAGCAGGUAUGAGGCUCAGAAACGGAUCACCCAGGUGUUUGAGCUGGAGGUCUUAGACUUGUACGGCAGGCUGGGGAAAGAUGGCCUCCUGAAAAAACUUGAAGUUGAAAAAACAGAAGCAGCGGAAGCAGCAGAAGAAAGGCUGGACUGCUGCAACGACAGCUGCUCGGAUCCUGUGAGAGGGCACAGCGACACGGUGUCUGGCCACAACGGGGAGACCAGGCCCCCCCGACCUGGCAGCACCCGGGGCGGCGGAGGCAGAGGCGGCGGGGGCAGCAGCAGCAGCAGCAGCAGCAGCCAGCUCUCCACACCCGAGAAGCCCCCGACCCAGAGGGCAGGCCCAUUCAGCAGCCGCUGGGAAACCGCCACGGGCGAGCCCUCCACCAGCAUCCCCACGACGGUGGGCUCCCUUCCGAGUUCCAAAAGCUUCCUGGGCAUGAAGGCACGAGAGCUAUUUCGGAACAAGAGCGAGAGCCAGUGCGACGAGGACGGGGUGACCAUCAGCAGCCUUUCUGAGACGCUCAAGACGGGCGUGGACGUGGGCAUGGAGGCCAAGACCCCCCUGAGCCCCGAUGGCCCACGCCCAGCGCCUCCCAGCCCGGACAGCGUCGGACAGCUCCGCAUCAUGGACUACAACGAGGCUCACCAGGAGCACAGCUAAGCUGGCGGCCAAUCAGUGUUAACUCCUUAGACGUAGACAGAGGGCGGGUGUGUCCGAGGUUGCUGCUCCCGGGGCGUGAGAGGCCGGCUCAGGGCGGAAGUGGGAUGGAGGCCUUUUGACAGCUGCCUGAAUGCGGAACGGUUUUUGGAUCUGGCGUUGAAAUGACCUUCCCUCCCGCCUCCCCCGUUGACCUCGCAGCGUGUACUAACCGAGGGCGUUUGCAUUCCUCACCGCUUGGUUUUCUUCCUCCCCACAAGGCUGUGUCCUUUGAACCAGUGCAAUAUGAGGCCAAAUCUCUAACACCACUCCUCCCUGAAGCCCGGAGAGCUGGGCCGCGCCGUUAGCCAGGGGGCAGGUGGCACCAGGGAACCUGCUGCUCGCCCUCGCCAGGUGGCAGGCAGUGUGUAAGCUGACGUCUUUUUUGCUGGUUUUGGUUCUGAAGUUCAGCAUCUAAAUCAGUGGGUUAAGAACAACGGUUUGGUCCCUUUCCGUCCUGGCGGUUCCGAUAAGCUUCCUAGAAGGUUCUGUGUGAACAAAGGUUGGUUGGAAAGUCGGAGCUGGCGCUAUGGGGACCGGGUGCCCUUUGGGACGCUCUGUCCCCUUCCCCACUACCUCUUAUUUAUUUGGUGUUUGCUUGAAAGCUGGUACUGGUCUGACCACGGCUGGUGUGGGCACGCCUGCUGUCUGCAGGCGGAAGGGUGGUGGGGAGGAGCCGCCCUCCAGACAGGGCUGUGCUGGCGGAGCCUGGGUGGCAGUCCGUCCGUGUGUCCUGGGCACCUCUGUGUCAGCUGCCCUGUGGCGCUGCAGCAGGACGGCUCUGAUGGGCCCAGAGCUGCCCCUCAGCCCACGUGACCUUGUUUCUCAGGCUUCAGAGCUCCUCACUAAGUAGGUUCUAGGCCACCAAAAAGGUGACAGCUUUUACACCGGUUCGGGGACCCCGGCCGCCGUGUGCUCAGGGCAGGGGCACGCCCCGGCCAGAGCGCUGGGUAGCAGAGCAGAACUGGGCAGAUGUGCCUGAAAUAAACUCCGGAAGCCUGAGAAUUCUUGCCUGGUGUUCAGUGGUGGGGGGUGGGGCUGGGAGGGGGGAGGCACUGCUGCUUUCUGUGCCGGAGUCGCAGUCGGCCACAGAUGGGAAAGGCACCCCCGCAUGGGAUGGGGAGUUCUGUCAGAGGGCAGUGGACGCCCUGGCUCCCUCCGCAAGGGGCUGGGCGGUGAGGCCCACGUCCUGUGCUGUCAGGACAGGACAGGGUCUGUGGGCGUGACUGACUGGCCUCGGCCUGGCAGAGGCUGUCGGGCCCCGCACCACCUGUUUAUCUGGUGCCCCGAGGAAGCUGGACAUCCAGGACAUGCCAGUGCCUGGCUCAGCCUCCGAGGAGAGCCGAGCUGCAGGGUAGCUGGCCAAUCCCAAGGCCCGUCCUGAAUGCUUGUCCCGCCCACGCUCAGGAGAUGGGGACACCAGUCGCCUGUCACUGCAUUUCUCCCACUGGCUGGCAGGGGCGAGGAGGCGCAGGGGAAGGAAGGAGAACAGUUCUAAAAGUGGCAGAUUGCGAAGGGCAGGGAGGCGGGGGCAGCGUGAUGAAGGGGCUGAGGCUCCACGGAGGUCUCUGUGCCACCCCUGGCAUGACCCUCCCGCCCGGUGCCUGCCCAGGUUUACAGCCGCCCUGAGCCUGAGGAGCUGCGCUCCGACCCCUCGGUUGUGGGGGCCGUGGGUUUCAUGCUUCCGAGGCUCCGGGUUGGGGCCUGGAGUCACGUGGCAGUGACCCAGCCACAGAGCAUGGGCGUUGGUGUUGCAGAGGCCUCCGCCGCCAGCUUUGUGGGGUUUGGAACGGAUAAACCUGCAAGAGGCAGCAGGCGGCCCGACGCCGAGCAUCCUCCGGGGCAGGAGGCCAGCCUCAGUCAGCCCUGGGGGUGGGUGCUGGCCGGAGCCUGGGCCGACGGUGCUGGGGCGUCCCGGGCCGGCUGGGCGGCCCCCGGCCCGUCACCGGGCACGCUGCCUGAGCUCUGUCAUGUCCUGGUCCCCCCGACACUGACCCGGCGGCACAGGCCUGAGGGGACCGCACUACAGGACCCCUGGGGAGUCGGGGAGACAGCAGCAUGGUCUCCACGGGCAGUCGCCCCUGAAUCCGCGGCAGGUCACUUAGCACAGGUUCUGUGACAGACGCGAAGCCAUGGGCUUAAAAGGCUUUGACCAGGUCCUGCCGACACGUAGGAACACUUACUGAGGGGUGGGAAGCAGCGCUGGCGUGAGGGGAAGCUGCCCGAGUGCACAGGCGGGGGGCCGUGCCUGGCAUAGAGGGCUUAGGCUCCUAUGAGAGGCGGUGGGUGGACGUGACCUCCCUGGGCCUGUCGGCAUUUUUCAGGAGAGAAACUGCCAGGCCUUUGGGAAUACGCUGCUGGCGGUCCUUGCUAGGCUGUGAGUGGACAGAAGCGGUAGGUGAGCCGCUCUGGGAGCCGGAAUGUGUGUAGGCCUUCGGGGAAAUGGUCGUCGGAAGGUGGGCUGUUACGGUCCAGGACCAGGUCCCAGGAGCCACUGACAGCGGGGCAGCAGCCACAGCUCCACGCCCAGCCGGCCCGUUGGCAGCAGCACCGGUUCCUGGUGUUGCUGUCGAGAAAGACGGAGCCGCUGCGUAGGCCAGGGGUGGCGUGCUGGUGGCCAGGAGAGGGUGUGAGCGGGGCGGAGACUGACAGACGCGCUCUGACUGCCCAGGGCAAGUGCACCAAACACCGGAGCAGGCCGCUGGCAGGAAAUACCGUAGACCCAACGAAAGAAGGUGCUGCCCCGUUUUCCGAAUUCGAGCGCUUGGGGGGGGGGGGGGGGAGUGUGGCCGGUUUAAGGAGGGUUGGAGGCCGUGCAGGUGGCGGGCCGCCCCUUGUGUACAGACGGGGUCCCUGGAGCAGCUCGGCCCCACCCAGGAGUGUGUGACCCAGAUCACGUCUCUGCUGCAGUUCCACUCCUUGCGGCACGUGCUUGAAAACCGACCGCAGUGAGCAGUGAGCAGUGAGCGUUGGUCGGUGAAUCCGGCCUGAGGAGGUGUGUGCGUCUGUUUACAUUCAGAGUUAGAGACCCCGUUCCUCCCCCCUCUCCCCCUCUCCCCCACCCCCCACCCCGGAACUGACUGCCCUCCAUUAAGCCUUUCUCCAGCGUGAAGGAACCUGAGGUCCCGGCCUGGCCCCAGCUGCUGCUGUGACCCUUGUCCCCAGGUGGUUCCUGUCUCCUCCAUGACUCGGAUGUGCCCGGGAGAGCGUGUUUCCGCCCUUUCCGUGCCAUCUGCAGUCCUUACCACUUGCCCGAGAGAGAGUGGCUGGAGGGACACGGGACACCUGCCUGGGACAGUCAAGCACCUGCGCCCACAACUGCUUUGGCCUUGAGUUGAUGAAGGCAGAGGCACGUUCUCCCCUUCCCCUCCUCUCCCUCCCCUUGCUCCCCUCUGCUCCCCUCUCCCAGGGCCACAAAAAUGUCCCUGCUCUGGCCCAGGGGCAGCUGGCCCGUUGGGAGGGUCUCCCAGGGAUGCCCUGAGAGUCUGCAGCGGGCGCUCUGGCUCAGGAGGCAGCCGGGCACGUGGCUCUAGGAAGGCCCAGGGAUCACUUCUGAGACGCCGUGGACCGCAGACACCUACGGAGGAGCGGACCGGCCGACCAGACCUCAUUCUGUAGCUCAGGCCUGAUCCAGCGCGUGCGGCUGGCCUCCAGGGAGGAAGAAGGGUCUCGUCACUGCAAGUGGGUUUUAAACGGACUGCUUUUAGUUACAUUUUAAAAGUCAUCUCUUGUCAAAGGGGUUAAACCUUCCCGCCUCGAGUGAAAGCAUGUCACACAAUCCGCAUCUGACGCCGUCCACGUCCACGUGAACUGCAGGAGCUGGAACAGGCAGCCAGUGGGACUGGAAUCCAAAGGGUUUGCUGUCCUUAGGGUGUUCUCAGACGUCAAGGCAGUUGCUUGUGUUUAACUGUGAACAAAUAAAACUUUAUCGUUUUGCACUA